Molecule: messenger RNA, 1083 nt
Organism: Ceraceosorus guamensis
Lineage: Eukaryota; Fungi; Basidiomycota; Exobasidiomycetes; Ceraceosorales; Ceraceosoraceae
Exons: 3
Coding region: 246-854 (202 amino acids)
Source: RefSeq, a predicted model, not a curated record
CACAGGAUCCAAGAGUGAAGCAUGGCUCGAGCGCGCGCGCGCUCGCGUAUAAGGCUUGCGCACCACGAAAGUAGCCUCUCCUCUUUAAACGGCUCUCCACACAACACAUCCACCAUCCACCACGCAGCCGCACCUCUAACCCGGACUGACCCGUACACAUCAGGAAACAGAUCCCUUCUUGUCUGCCUAGAUCCUUCCUUCACACUACGAAUUUUGAGCGAGAUCCCUCCUUCUUCGUCAGAGACAUGCAUCUACAAACCUCGCUCACCAACCAAAGCGUCUGGCGCGCUCUGGCUGCGAAGCCAACUCUCGGCCAGCAGAUCACCCGUCUGACGAUCAAACAAACUGCAGAAGAUCUUCAAGAAAGACCAGUGCCCGAAGAUGUCGUUCCAGAAGCGCUUGAGGCUGCUGUUAGUGCACUAGUCUCUACUCCUGUUCCCGACGUUGGAAGCUCAGCCUCGAUCGAGGAGCAGCUGGCUCAAGCAGUGAGCGCGGAAGAGAGCCUACUCGAAGCAAUGCAGGGAAUGAGCCAGUUGCGCGAACUCACAUGGUCAACACAUCCACCCAUCCUGUCGCUCCCUGUACGCGCUUCCAAAAGCGGCACGGACGUCUGGCAGACACUCUCUCGAGUGUCAGCAUCUACGUUAGAGAAAUUGAGGGUACUUGAUGCCGCCGAGUUUCCCGCGCUUCGAGGGCUGGAUGAGACCACUGCAAAACUUUCAAAAGAGCAGGGCGAGGCUGCCGAUCCGCUCUUUGAGAAGAGAGCGUCGGUUCACGACGGCUCACUCUUUGACCAAUCGUUUCCGCAGCUCAAGACGUUUGAAUACACCUGUAAGCGUGUCCUCAAGACUUAGUUCGAGCUUUCCAUGUGCUGGAUUAACCCGAUUGUCUUCCCCAGGCUACUCCUUCAAGCAUGGCACUGUUGAUCCGCCGACGAGCCGUCUUGCCAGUUUCCUGAGUCGCAGCACACAGCUUGAGGUAGGUAUGCCUGCCGAUUUCAACAUCCCUCGCAGCUAGCUAGAUCAUCAGGCUGACGCUCGACACUCUGCCCCAGACCCUCGAGCUGCACUUUUUCUUGCAUGG